This is a messenger RNA of Dimorphilus gyrociliatus, 427 nucleotides long. The record is from the annotation of a GenBank genome assembly. Lineage: Eukaryota; Metazoa; Annelida; Polychaeta; Dinophilidae.
CAUGAUCCAUGAGGACUAUAAUGAACCCGCAAGUUUUUCAAUUGACUCUAUACACUUUGGCACCAGACAGCUAGAAGGUAGCCCAUUAGUUUACGAAUCUCUCGAUUGGCAGCUUGGCGUUUAUGUUGGAGCUUCUUUCAAGUCUCAACAUACCCGUUCUGGGCUAUUCGAAAGAGAAAAACCUGGAAGAAAAAUGCCAAAAGUCUUUCAUGUUAAUUGGUUUAGGGAAGAUCCAAAAUCUCAUUCACUAUUGUGGCCUGGAUUUGGCGAGAACAUACGAGUACUUGAUUGGAUUUGUCGGAGAGUCGAUGGUGAAGACAUUUGCAGGGAUAGUCCAAUUGGAAAAAUUUCUAUCAAAGGAUCGAUAAAGAUCACAAAUUUAGAAAAUGUUGACGAAGACAAAUUACAUGACCUAAACAAGGAAUAA